Myotis davidii is the source of this 1020-nucleotide messenger RNA. RefSeq names its product transmembrane protein 151B (gene TMEM151B). The record is from RefSeq and is a predicted model, not a curated record. NCBI's taxonomy places the organism in Eukaryota, Metazoa, Chordata, Mammalia, Chiroptera, Vespertilionidae. The transcript is spliced from 5 exons. Bases 1 to 1020 code for a protein of 339 amino acids.
AUGGGGAAGGAUACCGGGCCUGAGGUUUCCUGGGGGCCCCCCUCCAAAGGAGGUGUGAGGCUAAUUGUCUGUGAGGGACUUGGAGGUGGAUGGGCCAAAGAGGAGUGGCCUCCAGAUCGUCGGACUGAACGUCUGGAACAGCGUCCCAUCCAGCCCUCUUUCACCAAGUCCCUCUGCCGGGAGUCCCACUGGAAGUGCCUGCUGCUCUCCCUGCUCAUGUACGGCUGCCUGGGGGCCGUGGCCUGGUGCCACGUCACCACGGUGACUCGCCUCACCUUCAGCAGCGCCUAUCAGGGCAACAGCCUCAUGUACCAUGACAGCCCCUGCUCCAACGGCUAUGUCUACAUCCCCCUGGCCUUCCUGCUCAUGCUGUAUGCUGUCUAUCUGGUGGAGUGCUGGCACUGCCAAGCCCGCCAUGAGCUGCAGCACCGCGUUGAUGUAAGCAGUGUCCGGGAGCGUGUGGGCCGCAUGCAGCAGGCCACACCCUGCAUCUGGUGGAAGGCCAUCAGCUACCACUAUGUCCGCCGCACCCGUCAAGUCACUCGAUACCGCAACGGAGACGCCUACACCACCACCCAGGUCUAUCACGAGCGCGUCAACACGCACGUGGCGGAGGCCGAGUUCGACUACGCGCGCUGCGGGGUCCGCGACGUCUCCAAGGCGCUGGUGGGGCUGGAGGGCGCGCCGCGGCGGCGGCUGACGCUGUCGUGGCCGCUGCGCGUGCUGGCGGAGUACCGCACGGCCUACGCGCACUACCACGUGGAGAAGCUCUUCGGCCUGGAGGGCCCGGGCUCCGCCAGCAGCGCGGGCGGCGGCCUGAGCCCCAGCGACGAGCUGCUGCCCCCGCUCACCCACCGCCUGCCGCGGGUCAACACGGUGGACAGCACGGAGCUGGAGUGGCACAUCCGCUCCAACCAGCAGCUCGUGCCCAGCUACUCGGAGGCGCAGAGGAAAGGCCAUCGAGAUUGCCAACACCGGCCGCUGCACCGCCACGGCUCCUGCGUGGAGACCUCACUGUGA